Echinococcus granulosus is the source of this 348-nucleotide messenger RNA. RefSeq lists its product as hypothetical. The transcript has a single exon. Lineage: Eukaryota; Metazoa; Platyhelminthes; Cestoda; Cyclophyllidea; Taeniidae. The coding region runs from base 1 to 348 and encodes 115 amino acids. The record is from RefSeq and is a predicted model, not a curated record.
AUGCCUGUAAUUUGCUUGGCUGGUCUGAGUAGUAACCUUUUGACCUUUCAGAGCCCACUCCAAAUGACAUUGCGAGGUUACCUUCUACUGAUACUCAUACUGGCUGUCCUCAUAGAGUGCAUCGAGGCUUGCAAGAGAGGCCAGGGCAAUCGAGUCAGGGAGCCACCAAAAGCACCCCCCGCAAAGGCAGAAGAGGAAGUGCCGAGCAUGGCGGCAAGCAGUGGACAACCGGAGCAUUGUGUGGAGCUGCAGAAUCAUUUCAUGGACAAGGAGCAAGUCAUGCUUGAUCGGAUGAAGAAAUGCAAGCUAAGUGCUGACAAGCCGAAGGAGUUUGACCAACUUGUGUGA